AUGGGCGCAUCUCACACCGCCGCGGUGACUGGCCAGGGCGAGGUGUACACCUGGGGCCUGAACGACUGCGCGCAGCUGGGCAUGUCCAGCGGUCGCGGCCCCACGGUCGACACCCCCCGCCGCAUGGAGCUCCUGGUCGGCUGGAACGUCAGGGGCAUGGCCUGCGGAGCGGCGCACACCGUGGCCUUCACCAUGCAGGACGUGAUCACCUGGGGCGCCAACGACCGCGGGCAGUGCGGGCACGGCGAGCGGGCGGAGCCGGACUGGGUCAAGCCGCGCAGCAUCAAGAUGCUGCACGACCUCAUGAUCACGCAGGUGGUCUGCGGCGCGGCACACACGCUGUGCGUCACGGGGACCAGCCAGGUGUAUGCCUGGGGCGCCAACUCGCGCGGCCAGCUGGGACUGGGCGACGUGGCCGACCGGCGCACGCCCACCCUGGUGGACGGCCUCUGGGCCCUGCCCGUGCUCCAGCUGGGGGCAGGCGACAGCCACUCCGCGGCGCUGACCAACAACGGCUUCCUGUUCACCUGGGGCGCCAACUGCCAGGGCCAGCUGGGCCUGCCCGCGGCGGCCGAGGUGGCGGCGGCCGCGGCCAUGCACCGCAGCGCCAGCGAGCGCCGGCGCGUCAACCGGCGCGUGAACCAGCGCUUCCUCACCGCCAUGCUGGAGAUGGAGAUCCCGCAGGACCGCGCCGAGCUGGCCCUGCACGAGACUGGGAACGUGGGCGUGGAGGUGGCGGCGGAGUGGCUCUUCUCCGUCCCGGACGACGUGCUGGAGACGCACCUGGCCGCCGACCCGGGCACGCCCGUGGAGGAGCUGGGCGAGGCCCACCCCGACCGCGACGUGCUGCGGCUGGAGGCGGCGGUGGCCGCCGCGCGCGAUGCGCCGCGCGAGGAGCACGACGCGCGCGUCAAGCCCAUCGCCAUCGCCGUGGAGCGCAUCUUCGGCUCCCCCGCCGCCAUCUGCGCCGCCUUCGGCCUGCGCGACCGCGUGGGUCUGGACGCCGCGCUGCUGGACAGCGUGCUGCUGUCGGAGCUGGAGCGCAACUCGCGCCUGCUGGGCACGCCCGAGCGCGCGCAGGUCCUGCUGGCCGCCUGCCAGUCGCUGCUGCUGGGCGACCCGCGCUGCAGCCAGUCCCUGGUCCCGCGCCUGUGCGGCGUGGUGCUGGCCGCCCCCGCCACCACGCGCCACCUGCUGGUCAAGUGGUGGGCCGAGUGCCCGGCCGCGCUGCUGGAGGCGCGCGUGGUGCGCCCGCUCCAGCGCUACCUCACCGACGAGUUGUACACCACCAAGAAGCUGACGGUGAGCGUGAUGAACGUGAUCAAGGUCCUGGCGCGGGUGGAGGAGGGCAGCGCGGCGGGGCGGGUGCUGCCCCCCGACGCCUUCUACAACGAGCUGAUCAGCGAGAAGCUGGACGUGCUGGACCACUACGAGGUGUUCUGCCAGUCCUUUGUGGUGGAGGUGGCGGGGUGGGGCGAGCGCCGCGCGGUGGAGUUGAAGCCCGGCGGCGCGGGCAUCCCGGUGACGGAGGACAGCCGGCGCGAGUUCGUGGACGCCUACGUCGACUUCUGGCUCAACACCUCGGUGCACGCGCAGUUCGAGGCCUUUGCGCGCGGCUUCCUCAUGCUCUGCGGCGGCCCCGCCCUCCAGCUCUUCUCCGCCACCGAGCUGGAGCGCCUGGUCUGCGGCAACCCCUGCCUGGACUUCGAGGGCCUCCAGCGCUCCGCGCGCUACGAGGGCGGCUACUCGGCCGACCACCGAGUGGUCCAGUGGCUCUGGGAUGUGGUGGGCGAGCUGGACGCCGACGAGCGUCGCCUCUUCCUCAAGUUCUUCACCGGGUCCGACCGCGCGCCCAUCGGAGGCCUGGCCAACCUGCGUUGCGUCAUCCAGCGCGACGGCGCGGACUCCAACAAGCUGCCCACCAGCCACACCUGCUUCAACACGCUGCUCCUGCCCUCCUACCGCUCGCGGGAGAAGCUGGCCGACCGACUCAAGCUGGCCAUCCUCAACUCCGAGGGCUUCGGGCUGGAGUAG
Messenger RNA from Auxenochlorella protothecoides, 2034 nucleotides. Its product is annotated as Ubiquitin-protein ligase E3A. Gene Ontology annotation, molecular function: ubiquitin-protein transferase activity; protein binding. The transcript has 8 exons. Lineage: Eukaryota; Viridiplantae; Chlorophyta; Trebouxiophyceae; Chlorellales; Chlorellaceae. The record is from RefSeq and is a predicted model, not a curated record. Bases 1 to 2034 code for a protein of 677 amino acids.